Molecule: messenger RNA, 803 nt
Organism: Salvia miltiorrhiza (redroot sage)
Lineage: Eukaryota; Viridiplantae; Streptophyta; Magnoliopsida; Lamiales; Lamiaceae
Exons: 2
Coding region: 329-664 (111 amino acids)
Source: RefSeq, a predicted model, not a curated record
CUCAAAGAAUUUUAUUCCAUUUUUGCUCCCUCUUCACUUCCGCCGCAUCGUGAACCCUAAUUUUACCUCCUCUCUCUCUCUCUCGAAUGUUCCGCCUGAAACCUCAACUCUUCAUCAUCCUCCUCUCCCUCGUCGGCUUUCUUGGGUUCCGGCAGCCGACCUCUCUGCAUUCGUCUCUCACCGUGCCCGAAAAUACCUUCGCCAUAUCCCCCCAAAUCCCUAUGAUUUAAACCAUUCGUCUCUCACCGUGCCCUAGUUCUUUUCUGAAAAUAUUAUCUGAGGGAUUUGGGUUUCUUUUGGCCGUGAUUUGUUUGAUUUCGCCGGUUAAAUGUCGAGAUUUUACCCUGAUCUGUUCGAUUUUGACUGGAUGGCGUCUUUGCAAACGUGGGUUGAAUUGACGGUGAUAGAAGAUAGAUGCAGAGAAGAGGCGGCUCGCCGAGCUUCAACCCAAGAAGGUAAACGGUCGAUUUCUCCAUCUUCUCCCUGUCCUUUGACGAAUUCCGGUGAACAGCCGGUGUCCGCUUCAAGUUUCAUUUCUGAUGCUUACCCUGAUUCAUUCUUCUUUUGUGAGGAAAAUUGGGAGCAUCGAAACAUGAGCGAUGCUGUUGAAUCUAUGAUGCGGAUCCUGCUUCCUGCGUUCUUUUUGCUGCCCAUACCCGAUUGAUAGUGCUUCGUGAGCUGCUCCAUUUUGUAAUAGCUGCUGCAAUCUUCCCCCUAGAAGGCUUCCCCUUCUUGCUGUCUUCAAGGAGAAACUGGAUUAUGGCUGCUCUCUCAAAUGUAGAGAGAUCUUUUCUCCUAGCCAU